Ostreococcus lucimarinus CCE9901 is the source of this 1041-nucleotide messenger RNA. RefSeq lists its product with no specific name. Lineage: Eukaryota; Viridiplantae; Chlorophyta; Mamiellophyceae; Mamiellales; Bathycoccaceae. Gene Ontology annotation, molecular function: palmitoyltransferase activity. The record is from RefSeq and is a predicted model, not a curated record. Gene Ontology annotation, biological process: protein palmitoylation. Gene Ontology annotation, cellular component: endoplasmic reticulum. Bases 1 to 1041 code for a protein of 346 amino acids. The transcript has a single exon.
AUGGCGCACGGCGCGCGGUGGACGAUCGGGGUGCUGGCGUUCGUGUGCGCGUUUUACGCGUUCGCGGUGGCGGUGCGCGCGGCACCGUUUAGCGCGCGGCGGAAACGCACGUACGUCUGGGUCGCGUGCGUCUUGGCGUAUCUGGUCUUGGAUGAAUUGGAAAGCGAACCGGGGGACGUCGCGCGCGUCGGAAUUAUGAACGCGACGACGUUCAACUGUUACCGCGCGUGUCGCUUCGAUUUGCUGCGCGUCAUGUGUUUCGGCGUAGAGUGCGUCGAGGAGUCGGCGACGCCAGACCUCGGAAAAUUCGUGAGAUACGUGCUGUACCCGCCUCUGAGAGCGAAGGGACCUUUCUGCUUUUACAGAGAGUUCGAGCGACACCGGUGUGAUCACGAUCGACGGCGGUGGUUGUACGCGGCGUUGGAGACCGUAGACUCCUUGACGUGGUACGCGUUACUCGAGUUUGCGCAUCGGACGUAUUACGAUCCUUUCGCCGACGUCGCCAACGCGUCGCUCUUUGAAAAGAUAUCACACGCGUGGACGCACACGACGGCGAUGUGGGCCGGGCCAACGUUGAUCUUCAAUCUUAGUCACGCGCUGGCCGUCAUCGACGGUCAGGUUGUCAUUCGCGACGUCAGCGUCGAUUGGCUAAAGUCGGGAACGUCGUUCGGUACGUUUUGGAGAAAGUUUCACUGCAGUCUGCACGAGGCGUUCGUGCGUUUACUCUACCGCCCACUGGGAUCGAGCGUGAUUUCCGUUGUCGUCGUCAUGGCGUUUUCUCUGCUCUUUCACGGCUUGAAGUCCAAGGCAUGGUUUGUUUUCUUCGGAGCGAACACCGCGGGCGUUGUCUUCGAGCGGUGUUGUCAUCGACUUCGAUCGAGCGAUCGCACGGCGGCAGCGCUCUACCAGACCGCGCUUUUCGUGCUCUUCACAAAGUGUACGACGAACAUUUCGAUCGACGCGAGAUACGUCGUCGCAAACUUUGUGCUGUUUUGGUGGAAUCGACGCGCGAGAGACGAAGACGACGAAGGCGACGAUUGA